AUGACGAACAGGUUCACCGUGCUGUUUGUGGUACUCUGUGCCACCUUCCACGUCGCCAUAUCCGUCACUGACGGUUUAUUACGCAAUGGGGACUUCAAGCAAGGCCCAAGGCCAUCGGAACUAAACGGCACCGUAGUGAGGAGCCGCAACGCGAUUCCCUGGUGGGAAAUUUCAGGCUUGGUGGAGUACAUAAAGCCGGGGCAGAAGCAAGGCGACAUGCUGCUAGUGGUCCCGGAGGGCGCCCACGCGGUGAGGCUGGGCAAUGAGGCAUCGAUAAAGCAGAAAGUGAAGGUGGAGAAGGGGAGGUUUCACUCAGUAACAUUCACGGCAGCCCGGACUUGCGCGCAAGAUGAGCGGUUGAACUUGUCGGUGAAUCCCAACGUGGAGAAAAACGAUUGGGGGAUGUUGCCGAUGCAAACAUUGUAUAGUAGCGAUGGGUGGGAUUCGUACGCGUGGGGGUUCCAAGCCGACUUUCCGGAAGUUGAGUUUGUGAUCCAUAACCCGGGUGUUGAGGAGGAUGCUGCUUGCGGCCCACUUAUUUAUUCGGUUGCUCUCAAGCUUUUGAACCCUCCAAAACGUACCAAAGCUAAUCUACUGAAAAAUGGAUAUUUUGAAGAAGGUCCAUAUGUGAUGCCCAAUACAUCGUGGGGUGUACUGAUCCCACCCCACAUUGAGGACGAUCACAGCCCCUUACCGGGCUGGAUAAUUGAUUCCUUGAAGGCUGUCAAGUACAUUGAUUCCGAUCACUUUUACGUCCCGGAGGGCAAGAGAGCGGUUGAACUCGUGGCCGGAAAAGAAAGCUCCCUUUCGCAGGUGGUGUACACAACGCCCAAAAAGGUGUAUGUCCUAACAUUUACCGUGGGUGAUGCUAACAACUCGUGUGAAGGUUCCAUGGUUGUAGAGGCAUUUGCCGGCAAAGAAACUGUCAAGGUAUCAUAUGAAUCUUUGGGCAAAGGAGGGUUCAAGCGUGCAGAGCUUCGGUUCACGGCCGUGUCAAAACGCACCCGUAUCAUGUUCUUGAGCUCAUUUUACACCAUGAAAAGUGACCAUUCGGGCUCUUUGUGUGGACCGGUGUUGGAUGAUGUGAAGUUGCUUAGUGUUCGCACUCCACGACGUGCUGCUUGA
This is a messenger RNA of Corylus avellana, 1125 nucleotides long. Its product is annotated as BIIDXI-like protein At5g11420. The record is from RefSeq and is a predicted model, not a curated record. NCBI's taxonomy places the organism in Eukaryota, Viridiplantae, Streptophyta, Magnoliopsida, Fagales, Betulaceae.